GACGAGGACCCCGCCGGGCGCCCUCGGCGCGGUAACAAUUAUUUUGACCCUGUGUGCUUCUUCUGCAGAAACAAUGGAUGCUAGGUCUUCCUUUCUCUUUUGGUUCUUACACUAGGGAGACAAUACGGAAGUAUAGAUUUCUGAGCAGGCCAAGUUUCCCUGUCUGUGUUCACCAUAUCCCUGAUCAAAGGCUCCUUCCAGAAGAUGCAGUAUUUCCUGGUACUAAAAGAAUUAGUCAACUAAAUGAAUAAAAAAUUUUCUUACACAAGUAAAAAUUUUCACAUUCCAAGUACCUUGUUGGCCCAUAAUUUGUGUCUUGAAAUCUGAGGAUUCCACCAAGAUAAUAUGACAGGAACCUUCAGUGCUUUGGGGCCGUAUUCUUAGACUAGUGCGGGACUUCCAGGUUUACUGAGAGUUUGGUACAGAAGCACACACUGCUGGUUAACUGCCACAGGCAAUAAUGCCAUCUCUGCCCCAAGAAGGAGUUAUACAGGCGCCCUCUUCCCUGAAUCUGAAUACAGAAUUAUCUUAUCAAAGCACCAUGAAAAGGAAAGUCAGAAAGAAGAAAAAGAAGGGAAUCAUUACAGCAAAUGUUGCUGGGACAAAGUUUGAAAUUGUUCGUUUAGUGAUAGAUGAAAUGGGAUUUAUGAAAACUCCAGAUGAAGAUGAAACAAGUAACCUUAUAUGGUGUGAUUCUGCUGUUCAGCAAGAAAAGAUUGCAGAGCUACAAAAUUACCAGAGGAUCAACCAUUUUCCAGGAAUGGGGGAGAUCUGUAGAAAGGAUUUCUUAGCAAGAAAUAUGACCAAAAUGAUCAAGUCUCUUCCUCUGGAUUAUACUUUUGUUCCUCGAACAUGGAUCUUCCCUUCUGAAUAUACUCAAUUUCAGAAUUACGUGAAAGAAUUGAAGAAAAAACGGAAGCAGAAAACCUUCAUAGUAAAACCAGCAAAUGGUGCAAUGGGUCAUGGAAUUUCUUUGAUAAGAAAUGGGGAUAAACUUCCAUCUCAGGAUCAUCUGAUCGUUCAAGAAUAUAUUGAAAAGCCAUUCCUAAUGGAAGGUUACAAGUUUGAUUUACGAAUUUAUAUUCUUGUAACAUCAUGUGAUCCACUAAAAAUAUUUCUUUACCACGAUGGACUUGUGAGAAUGGGCACAGAGAAGUACAUUCCACCUAACGAGUCUAAUUUGACCCAGUUAUACAUGCAUCUGACCAACUACUCUGUGAACAAGCAUAACGAGCGUUUUGAACGGGAUGAAACUGAAGACAAAGGCAGCAAACGCUCCAUUAAAUGGUUCACUGAAUUUUUACACGAAAAUCACCACGAUGUCGCCAAGUUUUGGAGUGAUAUUUCAGAGCUGGUGGUAAAGACCCUGAUUGUAGCAGAACCUCAUGUCCUACACGCCUAUCGAAUGUGCAGACCCGGUCAACCUCCAGGAAGUGAGAGUGUUUGUUUCGAAGUUCUGGGAUUUGACAUUUUGUUGGAUAGAAAACUAAAGCCAUGGCUUCUAGAGAUUAAUCGAGCCCCAAGCUUUGGAACUGAUCAGAAAAUAGACUACGAUGUCAAGCGGGGGGUGCUGCUGAAUGCGCUGAAACUCCUAAACAUCAGGACCAGUGAUAAGAGGAGAAACUUGGCCAAGCAAAAAGCGGAGGCUCAAAGGAGGCUUUAUGGUCAAAAUUCAAUAAAGAGGCUCUUACCAGGCUCAUCAGACUGGGAACAGCAGAGGCACCAGUUGGAGAGGAGGAAAGAAGAGUUGAAAGAGAGACUCGCUCAAGUACGAAAGCAGAUUUCACGAGAAGAACACGAAAACCGACAUAUGGGGAAUUACAGAAGAAUUUAUCCUCCUGACGAUAAAGCACUACUUGAAAAGUAUGAGAACUUGCUGGCUGUUGCCUUUCAGACCUUUCUUUCAGGCAGAGCAGCUUCAUUCCAGCGAGAGCUGAAUAAUCCUUUGAAAAGGAUGAAGGAGGAAGAUAUUUUGGAUCUUCUGGAACAAUGUGAAAUUGAUGAUGAAAAGUUGAUGGGAAAAACUACCAAGCACCGAGGACCUAAGCCUCUGUGUUCUAUGCCAGAGAGCACUGAGAUAAUGAAAAGACAGAAGUACUACAGCAGUGACAGCAGUUAUGAUAGUAGCAGCAGUUCUUCCGAAUCUGAGGAAGAUGAGAAAGAAGAAUAUCAAAAUAAGAAAAGAGAAAAGCAAGUUACAUAUAACUUUAAGCACUCCAGCCACUGCAAAUUAAUUCAACAAUCCAAUUCCAUGAGGCGUUCGGUCAGCUGCCCUCGGUCCAUUUCUGCUCACUCACCUUUCAGUGGGGACACGCGCCCCUUUUCUGCUCAACAAAUGAUAUCGGUACCACGGCCAACUUCAGCAUCUCGGUCACAUUCCUUAAACCGGGCUUCCUCCUACACAAAGCAGCUGCUUCACAGCAAUGAUGCUGGCUCUUCCAGCUCUCAGGUGAGUGAGUCUUUCCGGCAACUGAAAACCAAAGAACAAGAAGAUGCACUAACAAGUCAGACCUUAUUUGUUCUCAAGGACAUGAAGAUCCGGUUUCCAGGAAAAUCAGAUGCAGAAUCAGAACUUUUGAUAGAGGACAUCAUUGAUAACUGGAAGCAUCAUAAAACAAAAGUGGCUUCAUAUUGGCUCAUAAAAUUGGACUCUCUAAAACAACGGAAAGUUUUGGACAUAGUGAAAACAAGUAUUCGUUCAGUUCUUCCACGUAUCUGGAAGGUACCUGAUGUUGAAGAAGUAAACUUAUAUCGGAUUUUCAACCGAGUUUUUAAUCGCUUACUCUGGAGUCAUGGCCAAGGACUAUGGAAUUGUUUCUGUGAUUCAGGAUCCUCCUGGGAGAGUAUAUUCAGUAAAAGCCCGGAGGUGGUGACUCCUUUGCAGCUCCAGUGUUGCCAGCGCCUGGUUGAGCUGUGUAAACAGUGCCUGCUAGUGGUUUACAAAUAUGCAACAGACUCCAGAGGAUCCCUCUCGGGCCCUGGUCCUGACUGGGGUAACUCCAGGUAUUUACUACCAGGGAGUACCCAAUUCUUCAUGAGAACCCCAACCUACAACAUGAAAUACAAUGCAUCUGGAAUGACUCGAUCCAAUGUUUUGUUUACAUCCCGAUAUGGCCAUUUGUGAAAUCCAAGGGAAGAUUGCUGUAGGUUAUGCAUAAUAGUAAUUCAUUUAUUUCCUCAAGUUGAAACUGAAAAGAAAGUGACCAUUAAGUGCUGUUCUAUGUAUAUAUGACAUGUAUAUGUGUGAAAAUACAUACACACAUUCACUCAAAUAACAUAUAUAUUUAUUAUAAUAUAUGAAAGAAUUAGCAGAAGACUGAAUGUAAGAGUUAGCCUUUCUGAAAAUGUAAUAAACUAUGUUAAAUGUUUACAUAAAUAUGUGAAUGUCUACAGUUUGCUAGGUUUAUAAUUGAGUCCUUCCUGCUAGAAAUGUUAUUUUUGCUGCAGAAUAUAUAAAAAAAGAAUUGAUACUAAAGAUCCCAUUACAGUGUUAAAUUAUUUUUUAGACAACACAGCUUUUAACUUAAAGCAUUGAUAGUAUAAUACCUUAUUAUUUCUCUUAUUCAUAUUAACUAUUUAGAAUAAAACACAAAAGAUUUAGAAGCCUGGUGUUCCUUGACGAUAGAAUUAAAUAUAAAAUGGGUUUAUCAUUAUUGUAGCACACUGUACAUUACUAGAAUAAUUCCAGCCUGAUUCUCCAACAUUUUAAUUCCUCUGUGUGAAAAUAUAGCUACUUGUAAUAAUGUGCAUUUUAGUGUGGUAAGAUCAUAUUAUGAUCUAAAGUGGAAGACAAUCCAUUUGGUUAAAAGUAAAAUGUAAAUUCACAUUUAUUUUUACUUUUCAUAGGGAGUCACAUAAAGGAAUAGAAAAUAUGGUACUGACAGAAUCUUUCUGUAUGACUUUUGUCUCGUGCCACUCAGUUUUAUUUGGAAAAUAUCUUUCAUGGGCUUGAAUAUAUGUUUAAAUGUAAUUCUCCUGCAGAAGAGUUGACAUGACAAACUCAUUCUGGUAUUAUAGGAUAAUAAUGUGUUACACUUAUGAAGUCUGACAAUGUUGAGGCCAGUUUACAUUUGUUUCUCAUUGUACCACAGAAAAUAAUCUAGAGGAUUGUGAACAGAUAAUUCAAAUGACCUAUUACUGGCUGUUGAGUACUUGAAGGUUGUUUUGAAAAUCAAUGUACAGCAUCAUUUUGUCCAAUAUUAUCAUGAAAAAGUUUCAUAGCAAUGUACUUCCUUUUCUUGCUUACAGUCUUUUUAAAACCAAUGAAUGAGCUUUCAAUUUUUCAUAAAAAUGUAAAUAAUGGCAUAGAUUGUGCUCCCUAGAAAGACCAAUAUUCACCUUUUUAGAAAUGUAUUUAAACUUCAUUCUCAAAUGGCUUUUCUCAUAGAUAAUUAUUUAUAAAAUUCACAAAUGUGCUUUAACUCCUUUUAAUAUCGUAAAAGGUAUUUCUGCUAAAUCAAGAAGUAGCCCAAAGCAUAACUGAGGCAGGGAAUUGGCUUGUUUUCAUUCACAGGUUGGAGAGCGGGCAACCCAAAGUUGCAAGUUACAUAACUUUUGAUUUUAAAGUCGUUUUCUGAGAGUGUUAGCCCACAAGAGUUGGAAUUUUCCCAAGUCAUUGCUAGUUACCUGGUUCUUUAGGACUACCUAGCAUCCACAUUCCAGUGGACUUUUUUUGCUGGUGCAUUUCCAAAUAAUCUGCUGUCGUCUCUAUGGAAGAAGGUUAAGGCUGUCAGGAUGAAGGAAGUUAGUGUAAUUAUGUGACUCCAUAAAUUCUUAAAGAUGCUGCAGAUUUCUUAGAAUAAUGCAAAAUUGGAUAUUUUGAAAUUAAUAGAUGAAUGAUCAAUGCUAAGUCAUUUUGUGGAGUAAUUUUAAUCAUUUGUUAUUGUAAUUCAUGAUUUGGCCAGGAAGGAGACCCAACUUGAAAUGGCUGAUAAAUAGUAUAAACCCAGUUUGUUGGCCAUGUACUUACUUUAGCUUAAAUCCAAAUGCUUCUUUAAUUUACUAGACCAUAGGCUUUAGAACUUUGAUCUUUAGUUGUAGAAAAGUGAGAUGUGGUUUAAAACAAAUGAGAAUAUCUUAACAGUGGGAGGAAGCCUCUCCAGAAAUACAGGCACAUACACACACACACACACACACACACACACACACACACACACGUGCAUGUGCGCAAUUGAAAGCUACAAGUAAAUUUAAAUGUACACAACUACUCAACUGUUCGAUGAACACGUUUCAUUUCUCUAGCUACUUAAGUCUGGUCUUGCUUUAAGCACUAGAUUUUUGUUACUCACAUUUGCCUAUUUUUACUGAUCUAGUGUGAUAUAGUGAAGUUACAGAUAAAAACCAUGUCCUCAUUAUUUACAUAUACUCCCCAGUAAACUGUGGACUGUGGCUGCUAUCCUGCCAUUCUCUGAUGAGCAACUAAGAGAGGACAUAAUAAUGAUUCGAGGAAGUCUCAAGAGGCCAUAGCAAUGUUUUAGAUAUACAAAAUAUUUCUUAGUUUUAAUUACAAAUUUUUUUCAUAGGAUUAAAACAUAUCAGCCUAAGUGACAAUGCAGGUCUCACUCUCGCCCUCUUUCUCUCAUAAGAACAAAUAGCUAACAUAUUUGAAAAACUCUGAAGCUAUUUAAUCUCAUCAGAGAUUUUAGAAGGUAAUUUGCUUUACUUAAAAUGGAAUACAUCUUCAUUCUGUUAUAGGAAAGUGUACCCCUACUCAUUUUGUAAAUCUAAGAGCAAAUCCUUUCUACAUUUAAGAUUGGGAUGAUUCCCAGAAUUGCCUACGAAACAAGUUUUUUAUUUUAAAUCAUCACCCCCAAAUAAAGUCUGAAACUACAAAUUAGUUUUCACCUUGUAAUCUAGCCUUGUACAUUAGUUACCAUUUCCUUCAUAUACUUGGUUGAAGGAAAUGGUAUGCAAUUGGUUGAAGGUACCAUUGUGAUUCAUAUAUUGAUUAGUUUUACUAGCAACAAGUUUUAUUGCAUUAGCAUUUUAUUAACCUUGAAUAUGUAAAGUGAAAUUGUAACAAGAUUAAAUAUGGAGAUGACAUGAGGAACCUUUGUCUAGUACAUAGUUGAAUAUCCGUUGUUAUCUGUGAGAUGCAAAGACCAUACAGAUUUUAUAUGUGUCUAAAUUAGGUCUAAAUAUGCAAAAAUUUCCACUAGUUUCUUCUCCCUAAAAUUAAAAUGAAACCAAACCCAAUCAAGAAAACACUUUGUUUUCAUCGUAUAGUCAUGCAGAAUUAGAUAAUAGCAACUUCUAGUCAUCAAGAAAAGGAUUUCAUUUUCUCUUUGAGUAGCUGAGUAUAGAAUUUUGUUAUCUAAUUUGAAAUUUCAGAUAGCUUAAUAUAAAUUAUCCAAAUGCUUCCUUUUUUAUCAUAUCAAAGUCAUGUUGUGUAAAAACUCGUAACUCUAAAUAUAUAUAUAUCACCGAACCUUGUCAAAGUACCAAAAAAUUGAUACUUGCAUAAACUUCAUUUGAUCUUCUGUGAAACACUGAUUCAUUCUUAAAUGUAUAUUCUUUCUUAAAAAAAAAUAGGAAAUACCUCGAGUGACAGAAAUACUUUCCUUUUAUGUUUUAUAAUUCUAACUUACGUUUGAGUCUUAGUUUUCUUGACUGUAAGAGUUAAACAAUAAAAAGUAUAACUAUACAAUUUCUUGUGAUCCUGUGACCUGAUAAUUUUUGAAUAUUUGCUUUUGUCUUAAAAUGGAGAAAUUUGAGUUGUCAAGGCCAUUAAUUAUCUAAACCUUAGUUAUUAUUUAAAUGCUUUGACUGAUGUUAACUUAUAAAUAAAUUGAAAAUUUAGAAGUAUAUUCACGAUGAAAAUUGUAUUCCUUACACCACUCCUACGUCUCCUUAUUCUCCUCUAACUUUCCUUCGAACUUUGCAUGGACAAAAUUAAAAGAAGAGAAAUCCUGCCUUUUAAACAUUUUUCCUUGAAGUGUGUGCUGUGCUUUUGUCUGGGCAGCAAUAAAAUUUAGACAAAUAUGUUAUUGGACCAAGUUCACUUUGCUGUAAUUUUUAGGAAGCAGGUUGAAGUUUCCAUGUCUAAAAUAUCACCAAUUCCCUGGAUCCAUGUAUAAAGCAAGGUUUACUGCUGUAAAUAACACUAUUGCAGCCCCAAAAUUGGUACAAUAAAACAGAAUGCAUAGUUUGA
Chinchilla lanigera (long-tailed chinchilla) is the source of this 7150-nucleotide messenger RNA. RefSeq names its product tubulin tyrosine ligase-like family member 7 (gene Ttll7). Gene Ontology annotation, cellular component: cilium. Gene Ontology annotation, biological process: protein polyglutamylation; microtubule cytoskeleton organization. NCBI's taxonomy places the organism in Eukaryota, Metazoa, Chordata, Mammalia, Rodentia, Chinchillidae. Gene Ontology annotation, molecular function: tubulin binding; tubulin-glutamic acid ligase activity. The record is from RefSeq and is a predicted model, not a curated record.